ACGUAUCUGGUAGAUGGGGGAUUCAAAGCUUUCUACUUUUACACUAGCAGUGGAGGUCGAAUAGUUGACAAAAAACUUCAAGUCGCAGUGAUGCCUGAUGUGCUGCGACUCGGCCACAAUAUUGGAGGAAUGCGCUUUGCUCGCUCGCAGUGGGUGGAGUUAGAAAGUGAACGAGUGCUGCCUACCAAACAGAGAGAGGAGAAGGAGGAGAGAGAGAAAAAGGAAAGAGACGGGUGGGCAGGCUGCUCACCGUAAACGAUGGUUGUCGGAUAGAGUCUUGAAGACCUAAUGAAAUUGGCUGGUUGAAUUGUUUGCAGCGAUUAUAGAGCUCAGUGGCUCGGCGUGCUCCACAUCUCUCGAAUCCUUGGAUGGAAAAACUGCAGCAGCACGCACAUACACAGUUUAAAAAAGAAGAUUAAGAAGACUUGCUAAAACCUAUAUAUUAUCUUACUAGCGUUUUUUUCUACUCUUCAUUUUCCUCCCAGUAAGCCUUUUUCACAUCAGCAGCAACUCUUUCGCAGCGGACAGGACCGUUUCAUGCCGGGAGCAAGACCAACCUCCCACUUGGACCCCAUACCGGCCUCCCGCACUCUUCUGACCGGCUCAGAGGCAGCAGUUCCCGGCUUUUGCUGGGAUGUUUGAGUCGCGUUGUUUGGUGGGGUGAAGGGACCGAGAGAGUGGCCGGAGAGACCAAAGGGACGGAGGCCGAGAGAGGAGCCGAGAGCAUGGCUCUGGUAGUGCUGUCUCUCUGGGUGCUAACGAGUCUCACCUGGGCGGACAUGGUCCCGGUGUCAGCCAACAGGCAUUCCGUGUACUGGAACAGCUCCAACAUACAUCUGCGUAGGGAGGGCUACACGAUGCAGGUGAACGUCAACGACUACCUGGACAUCUACUGCCCUCAUUAUAACGACAGCCAGCGCAUGGUGGGCACCGGCGAGCAGUACAUCCUCUACAUGGUCAGUUAUCGCGGUUACAGGAACUGCGAUCCCCAGCUGGGCUUCAAGAGGUGGGAGUGUAACCGGCCCCACGCCCCCCACGCGCCCAUCAAGUUCUCUGAGAAGUUCCAGCGCUACAGCGCCUUCUCACUGGGCUACGAGUUCCACGUUGGACAGGAAUACUACUACAUCUCCACGCCCACCCACCAUCACGGCCGCAGCUGUCUGAGACUACGAGUCUACGUCUGCUGCUCCACGGCCUCUGACGUGGAUGAUGAGCCAGAGCCUACAGAACCAGACUACACACUUAGACCAGGCCUAAAAAUUGACGAUAUUGAUGAGUUUAACCCUUUUGUUCCCAAGCUGGAGAAGAGCGUCAGUGGAAGCAGCCCAACCAGGGAUCGCCUUCUCCUCACCGUGACGAUGCUCCUUCUUGCCGCUCUCUUCAUCUCCUAGCAACGGCCAUCCCAUCAGUGUCACCAUGCCAACUAGCCUUGGGAGGGCGUACAGUAUCAGUGGGUGGGGAGGUUGAGGGGGUGGGCGUUGGGGGGGAGGCCUUCUGGCACUCGGUGACGGACUGAACCGUAUAUACAUUAAAGUCAGCCUGUGCAUACAGUUGCAGAUGUGUUAGAAUGGUGUGUGUGUGGUGUGUGUGUGUGUGUGUGUGUGUUGUGUGUGUGUGUGUGUGUGUGUGUGUGUGUGUGUGUGUGUGUGUGUGUGUGUGUGUGUGUGUGUGUGUGUGUGUGUGUGUGUGUCUGUACAAGCCACAUGUUGAAUCAUGCACACCAUGCUAAGCAUUUAUACACUUGGAGAGGCAGGACUGAAAUCCAUGUAAAAGAAGAAAAAAGCAUCAAAUCUGCCCACCUUUUGAAAACCAUUUGAAGACUUUCCCCUGGAUCUGAUUGGCCGAAACACUUCCUUAGUGCUAGUCGCCAUAGUUUUCUUGCAACAAGAAUUAAACUGAAGUCAAAUGAACUGAAUCAGAUAGAUUUCAUCAGAACUGAACUGAAAUUGCCUUUUGUUGUUGUUGUUGUCCACGGAGGGAAAAAAGGAACCUUCUGACGAACUGCGCAGGUCCUAUGUAGGAUACUAGUCAAAGUAGCUGAUAGUUCAUAAACGCACCCUGGGACUCCAGACACCAGUGUUUUAGUUGUCAUCUCCACUCUGUCUGCUGUGUCACCCUGUGUUCACCAUCAGUCUCCAGCAAGUCUCUGCAGGACUGGACGGGUCACGGGGAAAUAUUGAGCAUUUAAACAAUGAAUCAUUCACUUAAAAAAAAUUAGGGGGAUUUACUGUAGAUGUGCUAUUGACACUGAAACUGCAAGGGUUUGUUGAUGUUAUAAGUUGCUGUGUUACUUUUGUGUCCUGUCUUUGAAGUACUUGGUUAGUCCUCUGUCAUCUCUGAGGUUAAAGAAGCACACGAUGGCUACGGACUGGAGCAGCCAUUAAUCCACCUAGCAAUACUGCCCUCCUCUCAACCCACUGCAGCUGUUUGGAGGAAAGCAAGAGGAGGAGGGACACCGGAGGAAGGGCAGUCACUUACACAAGCAUCUAUGAACAGGUCCAGUCCCAGACAAUAAGGACUUCUCCACUGAUCAAUGUUGGUGUAGCAGCCCGCUCUACCAAUCUCAUCUCUGUAAACCCAUUCAUCAGAUGCUACAUGUAAAGGUUUUUUUGUUUUUUGUUUGAGCGUGCUUGAAAGAGAAAACAUAUGUCUUAGUGUGCCAUGUGUGUGUGUGUGUGUGUGUGGGGGGGGGGGUUGAGAGUGAGAGAGACUAUUUUAAAUGGUACUAACAGCCUGAAAAUACAUCCACAUACUGUACAUCUUAAGUAUAAAAAUGCAAAAUAAAAAA
Etheostoma spectabile (orangethroat darter) is the source of this 2788-nucleotide messenger RNA. It is a transcript of the gene efna3b, whose product is annotated as ephrin-A3b. Gene Ontology annotation, cellular component: plasma membrane. Lineage: Eukaryota; Metazoa; Chordata; Actinopteri; Perciformes; Percidae. The record is from RefSeq and is a predicted model, not a curated record. The transcript is spliced from 6 exons. Bases 726 to 1391 code for a protein of 221 amino acids. Gene Ontology annotation, molecular function: ephrin receptor binding. Gene Ontology annotation, biological process: axon guidance; ephrin receptor signaling pathway.